AGUGCUGCCAAUCAGUGACACCUAUCAGUGCCAGUCAGUGCCGCCUAUCAGUGCCAUCAGUGCCACCUAUCAGUGCCAGUCAGUGCCGCCUAUUCCAGUGCCACCUAUCAGUGCUGCCUAUCAGUGCCAUAUAUGAGUGCUGCCUUUCAGUGCUCAUCAGUGCCACCUAUAAGUGUCUAUCCAUGCAGCCUAUCAGUGCCUAUCACUGCAGCCUCAUUAUCACACAUCAGUGAAGGAGAAAAAUCACUUAUUUACAAAAUGUUAUAACAAAAACUAAGAAAAAAUGUUUUUUUCAAAAUUUU
Staurois parvus is the source of this 302-nucleotide messenger RNA. Lineage: Eukaryota; Metazoa; Chordata; Amphibia; Anura; Ranidae. The record is from the annotation of a GenBank genome assembly.